Molecule: messenger RNA, 1647 nt
Organism: Rosa chinensis
Lineage: Eukaryota; Viridiplantae; Streptophyta; Magnoliopsida; Rosales; Rosaceae
Product: cyclic nucleotide-gated ion channel 1
Source: RefSeq, a predicted model, not a curated record
AUGGCGUUGCAAUAUCCAAUACUUUUUCCAUAUGGUGAAGAUGGAUCAACGGAUCUCUUGUAUAUAUUGGACAUUAGUAUUCAAAUUUAUAUUGAUCCUAAAGUUCCAACAUAUAGGGUCAUGGGGAGAUCAUAUUGGCAUACGAUGGCCUUGACAAAAGGAAUGAUAUUAGUUGAGGAUGCAUUGGCAAUGAUUAAGCUGAUUUGGCAAGUCUGGUCACACAUCCUAGUUAACUUUUUAGCUGUUCUUCCCAUUCCUCAGGUCGUGAUUCUUAUUUUCUUGGACUCAAGUUCUUUGAAUGAAAUGAAGUUUCUGGCUUUUCUUGCCCUGUUGCAAUAUGUGCCACGCACGCUUCGCAUUUACUUAUUGUGUACAGAUCUUAACAAGACUCCUAUGAGAGAGACUGAAGUAUGGAUUUUAUUCAAAGGUGCAUUCAGUUUCUUUCUCUACAUCCUUGCUAGUCAUGUAUUUGGAGCCUUUUGGUACUUCUUAGCUAUCCAAAGAGUGAUAUCAAGCUGGCAAUAUGCUUGUCGGAGGGAAAAUGGAUCUGAACCUACUACAUUUUACUGUAAUGACAGUUCAAUCAGAAACAUCACAAUUCUGGAUGAUGUAUGCUCUGUAAAUAAUUCACGUCAUACACAAUCAUUUGAUUAUGGUAUGUUUUCUGAUGCCGUUCAACAUAGUGUGCUGGAGUCAACCAAUUUACCAAAAAAGUUCUUACACUGUUUCUGGUGGGGUCUGCGAAAUCUAAGUUCUCUAGGACAGAACCUUGAGACCAGUAUCUAUACUUGGGAAAACAUCUUUGUGGUUUUUAUUUCAAUUACUGGCUUGCUAUUAGUUUUGUUAUAUCUCACUACAAAUUUGAAGGUAUGUAUGCAGUUGGUAACUCGAUCGUCAGAAAAGGUGAAAAUCAUCCGGCAGAUGAAAAUGAAAGAUCUAGAAGUACAGAUCUGGUUAUCAGAGAAUGACAUCCCUAAGAACAUGAAGACGCUGAUCAUGCAAAAUGUACACAAACAACUUGAGCAAAACAAAGAUGUUCAUGUGGGGAAUAUCCUCUCUAUUCUUCCAUUGGAGCAGAAAAGAUUUAUCAAGCGACAUCUCUGUUUGCCUAUGCUGAAAAAAGUGCCAAUGCUUCGAGUUAUGGAUGAAGAAGUAUUGAAGGCAAUCUUUGACAAUCUUAAGCCAGUGAGAUAUACUGAGGACACUAACAUAGGUGAGGGGGAGCCGAUUGUUAAGAUGAUCUUCAUCACACAAGGCAUUUUAUUGACCUACACCACUAACAGUGCUGGGACAAGUAGCAGUGCAAGUUCUUCGACCACCAAGUGUCUUGAGAGAGGUAACUUUCAUGGCGAAGAACUUCUCAAUUGGGCGUCUACGUUUUCACCAUUUUCUGCACUGCCCGUCUCCACAAGAUUUGUUAAGUCUCUCACAAAAGUCGAAGGGUUUGCUCUAAUGGCCAGUGACUUGAAGAGUGUAGCCUCCCAUUCCUGGCGUCAUUUUAGCACAGAGGUUGGGAUGCCACGGCAGUUGUGUGCAAAUCUUAUACAAUCCAAUUGGCGCUGCCACAAAGCUAGGAGGGCUUUGAGCCGAACCCUCUCCGCUCCAAUCUACUACUAUGAGUCAUCUAGUUCGAUGAGUGGGCGGUAG